AUGUCUAGAGCUGCAUUUCCCCCAGUUUUAUUACGUCUUUCUAUCAUAAGGCAUAUUGGACACACCUUGCAUCCAGUACUCUUUGCUCGAAAACUUACAUGCCCUACUACCUACUCGGUACCCAUUCAUACGGAUACGCAAAAAACCUUGACAGAUGUCCCUGAGCACAAAACAGCAGAAAUGGCAUCCGUAGGAACUAGAAUUGUCGGCAAAUUUGGCAGUCGAUACGUUAUUGAACGGCUUCUGCAGGAAAAGAAAACCCUAGAUAUUCGCAUUUACCUGGCAAACAAUGGAACGGAGAAGUUCAUAAUAAAACAUGUCCACGAUUUCGAUUACUACCACGAUAUCUACCGUCGCAUCUCUAGCUCUCCUUGUCUCCGCUUGUUGCAUGAUACUGUGCCAGACCAGUCAAUAUUCGUCUACGAAUACCUUACCGACCAUCUUCUCAAUAUGGCGAAAAAAGAUAUACCUAUCAUGGUCACAAAACGAAUCCUUAGAGAUGCUUUAUGUGGACUCAAAGGGCUACAUGAUCACAAUAUCGUCCAUACAGGUAGAGGUCUUGAUAAUUUAUAUUUGCUAUGUUCCGUCUUGGAACCCAUUACUCAUAUUAGUGCUAUAGACAUCAAGGCGAACAACAUCCUGAUUGACUGGAAAGAAGAGAAUGGGGAACUAACCAUCAAGCGGGUACAACUGGCUGAUAUCGAGGAUAGCGCAAUUAUACCCCCUAAUUGUGAUAUCCUCGGGAAGGCUGUAGGAAACUGGAUGUGGCGCAGCCCAGAAGCCCAUGUAGAGGCCCGUGUGAAUAAGCCCUCCGACAUAUUCUCCUUUGGAAUUGUGGUGAGUAAUUUCAUUAUCCCUAUCUAUCUAAAGUCGUUGGUAUAA
Molecule: messenger RNA, 882 nt
Organism: Trichophyton benhamiae CBS 112371
Lineage: Eukaryota; Fungi; Ascomycota; Eurotiomycetes; Onygenales; Arthrodermataceae
Exons: 2
Coding region: 1-882 (293 amino acids)
Biological process (GO): protein phosphorylation
Cellular component (GO): cytoplasm
Molecular function (GO): ATP binding; protein serine/threonine kinase activity
Source: RefSeq, a predicted model, not a curated record